Molecule: messenger RNA, 2157 nt
Organism: Haliotis rufescens (red abalone)
Lineage: Eukaryota; Metazoa; Mollusca; Gastropoda; Lepetellida; Haliotidae
Product: collagen alpha-1(XIV) chain-like
Exons: 6
Coding region: 121-1998 (625 amino acids)
Source: RefSeq, a predicted model, not a curated record
CACGUAUAUUGAAUGAAUUGAAGCACCUGACAAGAUAGUAUAUAAGGUCCAUCAGAUGUCCAUUUCGAUGUCCAACUCAGCCAGACGACAAGUUAGCAGACGAUCUGAACAGCAGCAGACAUGACGUGCCUUUGGACAUCCAUAUUGAUCAUAGCCGUGGGCUUAAGUGCAGUUCAUUGCCGACCAUCACUGAAGACUUGUUCUGGCAAGGCAGCGGAUGUCGUGUUCGUCAUUGACACCUCCACAAGCAUCUGGCCAUUGGACUUCAAUCAGUACGUUCGCCCAUUUGUUCGCGAUGUUGUACGUAUGUUCGAUAUCGGCGCUGCCCCGUCCCAGACACGUGUGGGUGUCGUCACCUACAGCGACGAGUACAACCCUCAGUUUGAUCUUGGCACCUACCUGACCCGUGACACUCUAGAACACGCCAUCGAAAACAUCGUCUUCACCGGCGGCAGCACCUUCACCAGCAAAGCCCUUCAGUACGUGACCGACGACAUGUUUCGGCUUGAGAACGGUGCUAGACCAGAGGCUGCUUCUGUUAUCAUCUUGCUUACAGACGGAAAGUCGCGCUUCCCUACAGUCACCAGGGUCGAGGCUGAGCGAGCACGCUCCAAUGGCGCCCACAUCUUCGCUAUCGGUGUGGGAGAUGAAGUUGAUGAGAUGGAGUUGCGAAGUGUAGCAGACAAUCCUGACUCUCAGUUUAUGUUUCACGUCAAAGACUACACAGCCCUGCAUAGCAUCAAGAGGCACCUCGCCAUCAGAACAUGCGAAGUCAUACCAACCACUCCUGCUCCAACUACUACUGAGAGACCACAGAACGACAUUGAUCCGGAAACCAUUAAAUAUUGCGGAGGGAAACCGGCAGAUGUCUACUUCCUCUUGGACGUUUCCUCCAGCGUCUGGAUAAAGAACUUCAACACAAAGGUCCUCCCGUUUGUCAAGGACAUGGUCUCCAUCUUUGACAUUGGAUCAACGAAGACCCGCAUUGGCCUGGUAACAUUCUCCAACAAAACAACCCCCAUCUUCCCUCUCAACCACUACAGCACGCGUGACCAACUCCAACGAGCGCUGAGCCCUCAAACAGUUCGUUACACUGGCGGCCAGACCUACACGUCAUCAGCGCUCGCCUACGUCAGAGACUAUGGAUUCGCGCCAAAUGUCGCGAGACCAGGCGUUGCCCAGGUGAUCAUUCUCGUGACAGACGGCAUCUCCUAUGAUCCUGUUCUGACUGCUGCAGAGGCUGAGAAGGCAAAGAGGAAGGGCAUGUACAUCUUUGCAAUCGGUGUUGGGCCAAGCAUUGACUACAAGGAACUGAGAGACGUGAGCAGUGACCCUGACGAUCGCUUCGUGUUCACCGUUACUAAUUUUAGUGCCUUGUCCAGCAUCAGAAACAUCCUUGCCAUACAGACCUGCCAAGUUCAGCCCACCCAACCACCACCUGCCGACAUCAAAAUUUGCAACAUUGAUUCGUCCGAUAUAUAUUUCGUCUUUGAAUCUGACUCAAAGACUAUGGAGGUACGGAAGCAAUUCCGUUCUGACGUCAUCAAACUGGUCAAGAGCACCUUCUCCAAUCACAGGGGCAUUCGGAUCUCCGCCAUCACUGACCCUUGCAUCGGGGACCGUGACAUCCCAUUCACCACCCUCCUCGACUUCAAAUUAAGGUUUGGUUCCACCCCCGUGGCCCCAUACACUAAGAUGCACGAUCUCGUCAUCACUCUGAAGGAACAGGCAGUCAACACCUGGAGGAGAACUCGUCGUUCUCGACAGGUGGGAGUUAUCUUCCUUGAUGAGAAGACAACAGAUUUGAUGAAGGUCGUGAUGGAAGCCAGGCGUGCACAGGACAUGGGUGUUGAACUUUAUGUUGUUGCUGUUGGCAACUUGCAGAGCCGUAUCAUUGAUAUGAUUGGAUCAAGUCCAGCACGUGAUCACGUGGUGACCUUUGAAAGUUAUGAUGACCUCCACAUGCUCAGUGAUGUUUUGGGGAAGAAGAUGUGUUAAUGCCUACAGACAUUCAUUUACAUAUCUACCAUUUGUUGAUCUCAGUCAUUCACAGAAUUAGUUUAGCAUAUCAUGCGAUACAUUUAUUGUUGUCAUCGUGCUGGACGCGAAAACAUCAAGAAUGUUUUUUGAAUAAUAAUAAAAAAUCAUUACACUUUA